AUGGCCGAUAAAACUAUCCCCCCAUCGCAUGUGAAACAAUCUCCAUCAACCACCAAGCGCAAGCCAAAGAGUAAAUCUACGACACCAAAUACCAACGACUUUCUCUGUAAAAAGCUACACAAAAGCCCAGUGUUUCAGCAAAUUCAAAUUGCUAAUUCUAAGAACAAAGCUUCUCCGAAAAUUCUAUGUUUCAUCAUGAGUCAUUCCAAAGCGACCACCAAGAUCAAUGCGGUUCUAAAGACAUGGGGACGCAAGUGCGACAAGUUGCUGAUUGCGUCCAAUGAAACUGACUCUCGUAUUGGAGCAGUCAAAAUGAAUUCAGAAGCAAGUUAUCUUGGGCUAUGGAAUAAAUUGAACGAAACCAUGACCUACAUUUGGAACGAAUUUGGAGCUGACCAAUUUGAAUGGGUACUCAAGGCCGACGACGACACCUUUGUGAUCAUGGAGAAUCUCAAGGAAUAUCUUUCGUCGUUGCCAAGCACCCGCAUGUCCUCUCAACCAUCCAUUCAUGGUCGUAGAUUCUCUUCCCCAAAAUACAAGCACUUGGAACGGGACGAGUAUUUUACAAAUCCACAAAAUGUCGACUUUGGGAAACGCUUCUACGCGAAGAUGGAUCGCAACGCGCCCGUGAUUUACAAUCAUGGUGGUUCGGCAUAUGUCAUGAAUAUGGGAUAUGUCCAGAAAUUUGUAGAAGUUAUGCAUGGGCCCGACACGGUCCACGGGACUCCAGCCGAAGACAUGGCGCAUGGAGUGGUCAUGGCCUAUCACGACCUUUGGCCAACCAAUACCCGAGACGAAUUGGGACGGGAACGCUUUCAUCCCAAAGAUCCUCAACUCAUGUACAACAUGCCCGAGGACAAGUUUCGAUUAUUCAACGACAAUCAUCAACCAACCGGUGGUUUAUCUGUGGGAGUGGACUGCUGUUCGGAGAAAUCAAUUACCUUUCAUCACAUCAAACCUAGCAACAUGAUUGCAUUGGAACGAGUAUUCUAUACCUGCCGUGGACUGUAG
This is a messenger RNA of Cylindrotheca closterium, 1011 nucleotides long. The record is from the annotation of a GenBank genome assembly. NCBI's taxonomy places the organism in Eukaryota, Bacillariophyta, Bacillariophyceae, Bacillariales, Bacillariaceae.